AUGGGGGUAGGGCUACGCAGCCAGUCCUGGCGAGGACCCUGGCCCUCCUAUGGCAAGCUCCAGGAGUCCUGGGGGAGGCCCCUGGAGGGCCGACGUCACCGGGCGCUGAGCCUCAGACGGGGGUGUGAGAAGACCAGGUCCUCAGAGAGAGGCCCAGAAGGGCUGGAUGUCCCCGGUCAGGAGUGGCUGCCGGGGAGCCUGGGGGACACGGAACAGCUGAUCCAAGUUCAGCAAAGAGAAAACCAGCGAUGGCUGAGGCAGUAUCAACAGCAGGUAAGGAGAAGGUGGCAGCGCUUUGUCGCCAGCUUCCCCAGCGUGACCCUGAGCUGGCCGGCCUCCCCAUAGCCCCCGCUGGGCACCAUCAACUAAGGAUGCUGGAAGUGGUGGGGGCCCCUCCUGCACCCAGGGGAGAUGGGCAUGUCUUCUGACUGAUCUCUUUGCGGCCCUUCUGGACUGUGGAUGGUGCGGCCUCCUACGUGGACUGCUCCGGCCUGCCUACGUGGCCUGCCACCAGCUCACUUGAGGCCCCUGUGGUUGCACCUCGACUCUGGCCCUCUGCUCCAAGGCUCGCUCACAGCAAGGGCCCCAACAGGGCUGCGAAGGAGGGGGCUCAGCUCUGCCUGCUGGUGGUCUCUGCCCUCCGGGCGUGGGGGUCCCUCCUGACAUGUAUGAAGGUCUUAGAAACCUGCCCAGAAGUGGGAGUGUCGACGCCCCAGGCCCCACACAAGACCAGUCAUAAGCUUCCAGGCUGGAGCUCAGUGAAGCCAGACCUGUGGCUGAGAGGCUCUCACACAUCACCCAGUGGCCAGGCCAUGCCCCUCUGCCCUUCUGCUAGCAGCUAGUGGUGGGCGUGGCAUGGGCCUCCCUCCCGGAUGGAGAGCCCCCCUAGGCAAGGACCACGUCUGGGUCUGGGGGGACCUCACUGCUGGCGCUCUGUGGCUGAAAGGCCUGGGCCUGCGCAUUGUCGCUUCCAUCCUCACAGUAUCCCGGUGAUGGGAGCAGAGGAAGCCUUCCCUCCCUGUGUGACAGAGAGGGAAACUGAGGCCCAGAGUAGGGAAGGGAUUAUUGUCUUCAGCGUCUCUGGCCCCACCCCCACCCAGUGCCCAACACUGGGGCUGAACACAGGAAUAAAGGUUGCUGAGCUGAAGAAAAUGAUUUGCCUCCUGACUAACUGGCCUAGACGCCUCUCCCAACCCCCGUGGGGGCAGGAAGGGCCCAGAGCUUCCCAGAAUGGUGGGGCAGGAGCACCAGGAGGCUGGGCCCUUCCUGCCACUUCUCUUGACCUUACUCCCAAGCAGAAUUACCCCCUCCUCCUGUGCUGACCUGCAGCCGGCUACUGAGGACCUGGCUCCCCCCAGCUCUCUAGCCCUUGUGCUCCAUCCAUGAGGCAGGGUUCACU
Molecule: messenger RNA, 1399 nt
Organism: Equus caballus (horse)
Lineage: Eukaryota; Metazoa; Chordata; Mammalia; Perissodactyla; Equidae
Gene: C12H11orf86
Product: chromosome 12 C11orf86 homolog
Source: RefSeq, a predicted model, not a curated record